AAUUUUCAUACUUAACUGUAUAUAAUCUUUAUUUAAUUGAAUUUUACAUCAGUCUUGUCGUAGUGCUAUCUAGAUUAGUGCUCGGAGUUGCGAAAUUUAUAUCAUGUGUCUUAGUUGUCUGGAAUAGACUGAAGAAAAAACCUUAAAUAUGGCGGCACACAGAAACUAUGAAUAUAACAUCGUUCAAGAUGUUGAGCUUCAAGAAAUCGAUAUGGCCAUGAACGGGUCAACGGACAAAAAUGGGAUGAAGGUGGAUAAAGCAGCCGCCUCGCUCGAUGACGCCAUGCUGUUAUCGGGUUUCGGCAUAUACAACAUAUCCCAUAUGUUGAUGUCUGGCGUGAUACUCCUGGGUAUGAUCAUGCAGAGUUUGGCUUUGGGGUACAUCCUGCCCGCUGCGCAAUGUGACUUGGAUUUGACGCUGCAGCAGCGAGGGUGGCUGUCUGCAAUUCCUUUCUUAGCUAUAAUCCUGACAUCCUACCUCUGGGGCUGGUUGGCAGACACUCAAGGCAGGAGACCAGUCAUGCUAUUCUCCAUGAUGAUAUCUGCCGUAUUCUCAGCAUUCGCCAGUUUUGCGCCAGAUGUCAUCUCCUUUGGUAUCCUGGUCUUUUUAUCCGCCAUUUUUAUGUCUGGAUCAUCAGCAGUGGUGUACACAUAUCUGGGCGAGUUCAAUAACCUGCGCCAUAGAGACAAGAUGGUCGCCUUCGGGUCUUCCUUCGUCGGCAUUGGCACCGUCAUCUUGCCAUGUGUAUCCUGGCUUAUCCUACCACUGGAGUUUGCCUACCCAAUCUCGAUUCUGGGCAUCGAGUACCGCCCAUGGCGUCUAUUAGUGGUGGCUUGCGCUUUACCCUUUGCAUUGGGUUCCGUACUCCUGGCCUUUGCACCAGAAAGCCCCAAGUUCCUGUUCGCGACUGGCAACUACGAUGCGGCCUUGGAUGUGGUGAAAAGGAUCUACCAUAGAAACACCAAGAAAGAUGUUGACACUUUUCCUAUAAAGUCCUUGAUAGUAGAACAUCAGAUGGCUAAAACCUCGAACGUGCAAGGUCUCGCUGCCAUCUGGACCUCAAUGAAAGAGCAGACAGUCCCUCUUUUCCAGCGCCCUCUCCUCGCCUGGACUGCUCUCACUUGCUUCGUGCAGUUUGGAAUAUUUGCCACGACGAACGGUUUCUACGUAUGGUUCCCAUCGAUCCUGAACUCCCUGGCGCAUCAUGAGGGAGGAGAGACCAGGAUCUGUGACGUGCUCGAUGCUGGACGAGAUGCAGUGUCCAAUGGAACUAUGAUCUGUGACGACACUAUCCACACAUCGACAUUCGAGCGUUCCAUCUACAUCGGUCUAGUCUUUUCCUCCAUGUACAUCAUCGUGGGCUUCCUCGUGGACUAUGUGGGCAAGAAGCCCAUCCUCGUGGUGAUCCUGGGCAUCACUGGCAUCUGUGGGAUCUGUGCCCAUCUUGCGUAUAACCAGCAACUAGCCGUGGUUCUGUUCGCCGUGUUCCAAAUGUCAGGCGCCUGUAUUGGGCUCAUGAAUGCUGUGGCCGUUGAGCUGUUCCCUACUAAGUUUCGAGCUAUGGCGAUAUGUCUGUCCAUGAUGAUGGGUCGAGUGGGCUCCAUGGUGGGCUCCAAUCUCAUAGGAUUGUUCCUGGAGGUCAACUGCGGAGCAGGAUUUUACCUGUUUGGUUCCAUUAUUAUAGUAAAUUCCCUCUUCUGUCUUACGCUACCAAACAAGAAGAGAAUACCACACAAGAAGAUUGUAGUGGAGUCCACACAGAACGAGACCCACGAACCGGUAUGAACCGGUUACAACCAGACUUGUACUGGACAGAACUAGUCAAUUCUGUUUACGAAGAGAGCUUGAAGGAUGUGUGAAGAUAAUAAAUACUCUUACUAAUUACCCUAUAGGUAAAUUAACACUGAGUACUAACUAAUUGUAAAUAUUAUUAACAAGUCUUUUAGGUAUACCAAAAUAAUUCAUAGAAAACGGUACAGUGGCGGAUUUAGGUCUGUCGAUAUUGCUUUCUUGAAGCUCGUUGAAAAUUAUAUAACAAAACGUCUUGAACAUAUCUGUAUGUAUAUGCAUUAUCAAAAGAAAAAAGCACGUCCGUGGUUCUUUCCCACCACACCACACCCGCAACACCAAAGAAGUUACGAGCACGUUGCCGGCCUUUUGGGGAUAAGGGUUUCGGAUAUUUAAGGAUUGGGAAAGGUUGGCGACUGGGGGAGUGAUUGGGCCGGUAACCUCACUCACACGGCGACACAACGCUCUAUGGUUGUUUCACGCCGGUUUUCUGCGAAGCCGUGGUGUCACUCCGGUCGAGCGGUUCGUGCCGAAGCUUGGCUCUCCCACAAUUUCGUUAUACGGAGAACCAUUAUAAGCAGGUUCUUUAUGUUCGGACCUUAUGGGCGGGGCGGCCCCCUCUUAUCCGCGGGCCCUAGACUAAUUAUUGUUUUGACUUUGUUGUUAAUUCAGCACUGAUCCGAUUUUUACUUCAAUUGUAUUAUAUUAAUACGGAAACUAAAUUAACUUCAUUAAUUCCAAAAGUCGUUUCUAUAGUAAUCUACUGUAUAUAUGUUAAAUAGAUGAGUUUGCGAUUGAUAUACCAAAGAGACACCAGUUGAAAGUGAAUUCAGAUUAAUAUAAAGGUAAAAAUUAUUUGUUAUUUAUUUAUAUAAAAUAAGUAUUUUUAACACUUCUAAAUUAUGAUAUUAGAUUUAAGUAGAAGAAAUAAAUUUUAAUUAUAAGAAUUUAAGUGUAUUUUAUUUUUAAUUAGUUGCUAGGCCGAUGUCAAAAUCCGGUCUCUAAGGAUCCUACUAUCCUAUCCUACUAAUAGUAUAAAUGUUAAAGUUUGUAAGAAUUUAUUGAUGUAUGUAUGUUUGUUAUUG
This is a messenger RNA of Spodoptera exigua (beet armyworm), 2874 nucleotides long. The record is from the annotation of a GenBank genome assembly. NCBI's taxonomy places the organism in Eukaryota, Metazoa, Arthropoda, Insecta, Lepidoptera, Noctuidae.